Messenger RNA from Fusarium keratoplasticum, 1605 nucleotides. RefSeq names its product Fucose-specific lectin. The record is from RefSeq and is a predicted model, not a curated record. Bases 1 to 1605 code for a protein of 534 amino acids. The transcript has 4 exons. NCBI's taxonomy places the organism in Eukaryota, Fungi, Ascomycota, Sordariomycetes, Hypocreales, Nectriaceae.
AUGUCCUCCAACUAUACCAAGUCCCACCUCUCGGCCAUCACGUUCUUGCACCCGCCAAACCCUGUGAAUAUCAAGCAGUGCCCGUGCGAUGCGAAACCUGAGCCAAAGCCAGCCUCUGAACAGAACACCUUCAUCCGCGUCUACCACACUGAGCCAUCCAUCUAUGGGUACAACGCGGGCUGCUCCCUUGUGAGGGAGUCUAGGUAUAGCACUUCACAGCAGUGGCAUGGGCCCUCGGACGACCUCGUUGCAGAUGAUGCCGCUCCUGGGAGCCCUGUUGCUUCCGUUGGAUGGUGGGCUGACCUGGCGAACGAAGUGUGGGAGACCAGAGUCUACUAUGUGGCCAACGGUGGGAACCUUCAGGAGCGCAUCAACAACAGUUCCUUCUCGCCCACGGUCAAAGACGACUUUGACACUCCACUCCCAAAGCCUGAAGAGUUGAUUCCACCCACGCCGGGAUGGAAGUUGACGCCGAUCCUCGCCACCGAGAACGGAACUGAGACGAGUGAAAAGACCGGGUUCCCUGACAUUCAGCCCCUCCCUGAGACGAAGCUGGCCGUCGUUCGCUCGGGAGACGGAAAGAUUCACGUCUUCUACCAAGCUGCCGACAACUCUAUUCUUGAGGCUAUCUUCAACCCUGGGAAGGGUUGGAUCGCCGAGAAGAGUGUUGUAGUCGCCUCCGGAGCCAAGGUCGGCACUCCCUUGACUGCCAUCUCGGGAGGUUGGGCUGAAGUGAGGCUGUUUUUCGUCGAUACAAACGACGUGCUGGCGUAUGUCUACGCAGAUGAUCACACCGGCUGGGUUCAACAGGAGCUUCCAGCCUACAAGCUCCCUCCCACGGCUAUGCUCGCAGCAGUUGCUUGGAACUAUGCGUCGCCCUUCUUCGGGAUUCGUGUCUACACCACGGACGAUCGUGACGAGCUUCACGAGUUCUCCUACAACCGCAACUCUGGCGGCUGGGUCACAGACUCACAUUCUGUGAAUAAACAGAACCCCGGAGGCUUGCACGUUGGAUUUCAAGGAUCUGCGGCCCUGUCGGCUGUUGCCGCUGUACUAGUUGAGGGCGAAUGGAAGACCAAGGUCUACUUUCAUCCACGCCGCACGAUCCUCGAAUGGGACGUCUGCGCCAAGGCACCUCCGACUGUUGGUAUUCACAAGCCAAGCCAAGAGGGCGAGCUUAAACGUUCGAUCGAAGGAGAGACGCGGCUGAAGAUCGCCGAGGAGGAAGAGCGCAAGAGGGCUGAAGAGGAAGCAAAGAGAAGAGCUGAGGAGGAAGCGAGAAAGAAAGUAGAGGAGGAGGAAGCUAAGAGGAAGGCAGAAGAAGAGGAGGAGCGUCGAAAGGUUGAGGCGGAAGAGGCGCGGAAGCAAGCGGAGAAAGAGGAAGCGCAGAAGAGAGUGCAGGAGGAACUACAGCAGUACAGAAGCAUCCCGGUGGGUGGCAAGGUCAGUCUGAGGGACAACCCGGAGAUGGACAAGAUCUUCAAGGAGGCCACCAGGUGCAACGCCGGGUACGACUGGCUCAGGACCAACGAUGGCUGGCGAUGCUCGGGCGGUGGCCACUUCCUCACCAACGAGCAGUUUGAGACGCUGAGCCGAGGAGGUUAG